This is a messenger RNA of Cryptomeria japonica (Japanese cedar), 918 nucleotides long. RefSeq lists its product as uncharacterized. The transcript is spliced from 5 exons. Gene Ontology annotation, cellular component: U4/U6 x U5 tri-snRNP complex; box C/D methylation guide snoRNP complex; nucleolus. Gene Ontology annotation, biological process: ribosome biogenesis; maturation of SSU-rRNA; mRNA splicing, via spliceosome. Gene Ontology annotation, molecular function: RNA binding. The record is from RefSeq and is a predicted model, not a curated record. NCBI's taxonomy places the organism in Eukaryota, Viridiplantae, Streptophyta, Pinopsida, Cupressales, Cupressaceae. The coding region runs from base 218 to 601 and encodes 127 amino acids.
AGAGGAAAAGGUCCAACAUAGGUCUCAUCUUGUUACAGACAAGAUUAGGGUUUAAGGGCAAAUGAUCUAGACCGUCGAUCUCAACAAUUUGUAUUGUCUUCUCAGAUUAUAACUCUUAGAACUUGUUUUUCAAGGUGUUGAGAGCUUCUGCAAGACUGAGAGAAGAAAUUCAGCCAGAGUUAUUUUAGCAGUUAGACUCUGCAAAUCCAUUUUCGAAAUGGCUGAAGCUGUGAACCCAAAAGCAUAUCCUUUGGCUGAUAAUCAGCUUUCUAUAACUAUUUUGGACUUGGUGCAACAGGCUUGCAACUAUAAGCAGCUUAAAAAGGGAGCUAAUGAAGCUACCAAGACUCUGAACAGAGGAAUUGCAGAGUUCGUUGUUAUGGCAGCUGAUACUGAGCCUCUUGAGAUCCUUCUCCAUUUGCCAUUGUUGGCUGAGGAUAAGAACGUGCCAUAUGUGUUUGUACCAUCAAAACAGGCAUUAGGUCGGGCAUGUGGUGUCACUCGUCCUGUCAUUGCUUGUUCUGUGACAACUAAUGAGGGAAGUCAACUAAAAUCACAAAUUCAACAGCUUAAGGAUGCCAUCGAGAAGCUUCUUAUUUAAUGCAGUCUUAUAUGCUCUACAACAAGGUCAAUAGUAGUUCGCUUGCUUUAAUUUUAUUUGCCCAUCUAGGUAGCACUGAUGACAUGGUCCGGAGGGCAAGGAUUGUCUGAUGCCAAUGUGACUUGUCCAUUGAGAAUGUUAGUUGUGGCCGUGGAGGUUUUACUAUGAUCGAGGAGAGUUGUAGUAACAAAUUUUGAUUGUAACUGGAAUCUUGUAAUAUUAUUGCACAGUUGCAGUAACUUUAUUUCUCUCACUAAAUUAUGCUUGCCAAUAAAUCCUAAAGAAUAUGAUGGUUAUGCAUUAUUUGGAUCUUUUUA